Molecule: messenger RNA, 2492 nt
Organism: Ceraceosorus guamensis
Lineage: Eukaryota; Fungi; Basidiomycota; Exobasidiomycetes; Ceraceosorales; Ceraceosoraceae
Exons: 4
Coding region: 369-2252 (627 amino acids)
Source: RefSeq, a predicted model, not a curated record
UCGAGACUCGCGACUCAGUCGGACUGAUCAAAGACUCGCUCGCGACCUGACUCGCCACAAGCAUCCACGGCGUCCUUGUAGCCUGCUCGAUUCGAUAGCGCAGUCGCAGUCGCAGUGCUGCCUCCGCCCUCACACAGGGGACAGUGAUGGGUGUUUGUGGAUAGCGAGCCUGGAGGCUUGUCUUGCGCACCACGCCCGCCUGAUCAUCCACACGAGCGCGCGAGCUACAUAAAGAGAGGCUGCCUUCAGGGGUGGCUAAGCAAGUGCCCCUGUGCUUUUCUCUGCCCUCGCCCCUCGACACUCCGACGCUCUGCCCCUCCUCUUUCCAGCUUCCGAUUUGCCAACGAACAACAACUGGAGACAGAAAAAUGCCAGUCUGCGACGCUUGCUUCGGUGGGGUGGGGGAUAACGCGCGUGGCUGCAAACGGACCAGCCAACAGGCUUGCAGGAGGUGCCAAUCGCAUGGCAUCAAGUGCAAGGUCAGCUUUGGAGAGGAUCCCGGAAAGAGGCAAUGGACUGAUGGAAGGCGCUUCGAGCACAAGCACAGUCAUGAACUUGUCGAGCUUGUGAGCGUAGAUGGCUCAAGGCGCUGGACUUCCGAGGGCGAGGGAGAUUUUCUGUGCCUGCGAGACCCAAGACAUUGCGACGCGAACUGCAAGCAUUACUGGCGUCGAGUCGUGAAUACAGCCAAUCCCUCACCCGAGCAGGGAAACCUCGAGGAAGCUCUCGAACAUCCGAUGGAAGAAGAUCCGGAGCAUCCAAUGGAAGGAGAGGAGCAGGAGCAGCAGGGGCAGCAGGGGCAGCAGGGGCAGGAGCAGGAGCAGCAGGGGCAGCAGGGGCAGGAGCAGGAGGAGGAGCAGCAGCAGGAGCAGCAGCAGCAGGAGGUCGAGCUGCCAAUGGACGAAGAUGUCGGGCAGCAAAGCCAUGAAGGUUCCGGGCAACCGACUGGAGAAGGUCUCGCGCAGUCACUAAACAUGAAUGUCCCCACCGGAAACGGACUCGGGGAACUGAGCGGCAUGGAUGCGCAGCAAUGGGAAAUGAACUGGUGGCGCUGGACUUAUCGUGCUUAUCAAGACCUGCCUGUUCACGUCUAUCGAACCCUAGACGGGGCGCAUGCGCCGCGCCGAGGGGAGACACCGCCGCACACUUGGGAAGAGCUCUGGACUAUCCAUCCGUCCCCAGCUCAGCCUUCUCUAUAUGAGCACGUCAAAUAUGCGCCUAUUUGUCAUUGGCACAUCAAGAAUUUUGCCUCGACGGAGGAACAGCUCAAGAACGUCAGCUCCCUCAAGGGCGGCAUCGUAGACCACGAGUCCGAGGGUUUCAUCUAUAGCAAUCCUACGGAUUACAACCACAGCUUCACGCCUAGUGACGGCUCCUCAUCUCACGACAUUCCGCCCCUCUGGCUGUAUCCAGAUUGGCCCUUUCCUGAUGCAGCUCAGACGCAGGCAGCGUCUUGCCGACAGUAUCUCUUGUGGCAUCACUGCACAGACCGCUCCGAAUCGGUCUGUAAUCUCCAAAGCUGGAUGGAGCAUUGUCGCACGGAAAUGAGCAGGGGAACAUCUGCGGACGCUAUGAAUGCGGCACACAAAUUCGCUGCCCUACUUGCAGCUCACGUAAGGUUGGGCGAGUUUGGGUCCGUGUUUGUGCGCAGAUGCUACCAUUUUGAUGCACGGCUAUGCGUCUUUGACAUUCCACCGGGCGAAUAUCAGACUAUCUUGCUGCUUCAUCUCUUCGACAGUCAGGGGCCUCUGCUACCGCCGGAGAACACCCGAAAUGCAAAGUGCAUCCGUGGCAGCACGGCUCCUCUGACUCCUCCUGCAAAGGUGGAUCACGACGAGAACAUCCUCGGAGUGCCUGCAAAUGAUGAGUGGGGCAGAGUUCGAAGGCCACGUAGACCGCUUGGCCUGCGACUGGACGUACGAAUUCCAGAGUGGAGCAGCGACCCUACCAUCAGCGCCCAAGGCAAGCAAUCUGAACUAGAAAAGGCGGCAAGUCACGGCACUUGGGAGGAGCCAGGUCAAGGCUACCCGGUGCGUUUCGAGCAGCACUACGAGCUGAGCUGGAACCCCUUCCAGGGAAAUGUUGGGAAAGGCUGGCAAGUCUUCAUAUCUGCGGACAAGAUGCAUAUCACUCAAGAAUACCCCUCGCGCAUCUUCAGGCUCCACAACCCCAAGAGUGGACACGAGAAUUUUGCAGGGAUGCGCUUCGGCGGCAUGCUCUUACGUAAACUUUCCUCGAGGUCGCCUUUCUGACCCGCCUGCGCGGACGCAAACUUCGCAUGAGCUUGGCACUUGUCACCCGUUCGCCACAUUACGUCACGUCCUGCUUUGAUCUGUCCUUCAUUCACGACUUGUUAUUUAGAUAUUCAUCCACACUUGCCAUAUGUACAAAUAGUCUCGCUGGAUACUGACAGGUGCAUCAAGACCUGCCGCUUACAUCUGGGAUCUCGCAGCCAGCUCCGGAUGUGUCGCUUGGUGAUGCAAGUUUUACUG